Porites evermanni is the source of this 6841-nucleotide messenger RNA. The record is from the annotation of a GenBank genome assembly. NCBI's taxonomy places the organism in Eukaryota, Metazoa, Cnidaria, Anthozoa, Scleractinia, Poritidae.
GGACUAAAUUGCGAUUGACAAAUGUGGCGGUUUCGCGGGCAAAGCGAAUGUCUUCGGAAUCGUAGAGUAUUUUUUGCGUUGGCUGCGUUUUUUUAACAGCUUUUAAGCUUAUAUGGUGUUAAAAAAAGUUCUCGUGAAUAAUCAUCAAUCCCUAUUGGAUGUCUUAAAGAAAAGAGAGAGUGAUUCGUUGCCAGGCAAUCUUUGAUCGCGUCCUUGAACUUUCUUGAAGAAAUUGUUGAUCAUUGCCAUCCAUUGGUGCAUUUUUUUUUUCCAAAUGAAGAAGUCUUCGUCAAAUUUAAGUGCUUCCACCCCAAGUGAGAUAAGAAGUGAAACGAAAGCAAGGUUAGCCUAUUAAUAUAAGUCUUCUUAUAGCUUUUAACCUGUACAAUUCGAAGCAUCUACUGCAGCCUGGAGGCUGCUGUCACUUGCAGAAGUCUACUAAGUUUUUUUGUAAAAUUAACUGCUAUGUAGUCCAUAAUAUUUUUUUAAGAUUCAAAAACAUGCCAUUUUACAGAUUCUUCAGGAUCCUUCAGAUGAGGACUAAUAACUGUUUUAAAAACAUUGUUUAAAACAGUUGCUAGUCAAAAUCUGAAGAAGUUUAAAAAAUGUCUGUGCACACUGUCCCUUCGAAUUCACUGUGUUUCCAAAAAUUUAAUAAUCCCCAAUUGCUGCUCAUUUAAAUGACAAGACUCUUAAACAAACACUGUCAGAGCUGACAUUCUAUCACUUAAGUACUUUAAAAACAACAUCCAAAGAGAACUGACAUUCUAUCACUUACUUUAAAAACAACAUCCAAAGAAUAUUUUUAUGAUACACAUGUCAAGCAAAAUAAUUAUGAAAAUGCCACUGGCAGUACUUGUCCGCCCCCCCCCCUCCCCCCCAUAGGUUCUUGCAUACCUUCUCUAGAUUCUAGGUUAAAAUAAUCUAUUGUUAACUUGUGGAAUGUCUUUUUAUCAAGUUCCUUCUCAGGAAGCAGUCAAUAUAUCCUCUGCAGUAACUAUAUUGUAACAUGCACUCUCAACAAUCUGUAAUGAGGAAAUAGAGGGUUUGAUAAAAGACUGAUUCUGAAACAAUUAAUGCAUUAAUUCUUGGUUUGCAACCACACAACAAGGGAGCCAUGUUGUUUGACAAAACAGCUCAAAUUGUUCUCACAGAAUUUGCAGGAAAAAAAAGUCCAGUUCUAAGUGGGGGAAUUGCUGUUGAUCUUUUCAGCUACAUUGUAAUGUGGCCCCCAUGUCAUCAGCUGAAUCACUUUUUUUGCAUGUACUUUCUUUUGUAGAGACCAUGAACUGAAAGUCAUAACAGAGAGAAUUAAUCUUGCAGAGAGGCAUUUCAACACAUUGUUAAAAGAUUUUGCAGCCUUAAGCACAGGACUGGUAUCUCUGCAAGAAAAAGGCAUGAAAUUAUCCAAAAGUGUUGACCUGUAUUCUGAUGAGGAAUAUCCAUCAAUGAAAGCAAGUUUGGCUGGUGUCAGCGAAAACAUAGCUUCAUUGCAGGAUUUCCUGGGCGCACAGGUAAAGUACUGGAAUACAUUGCAAAUAUACAGUCAAACCCACUUUACGGACACCCACUUAAUACAAACACGGCUAUAAGGAUGAAUUAAUUUAUUAGAGAAAAUGUAAGGGCUUUCUUUCACCAGGGACAAAGCAAACUGUCCAUAGUAACAGGUUCCCUCAGUGGCUGCGCUCACAUCUACGACAUAACUAAAGUUUAACUUAAGUUAGUGUCAAGUUACAUGAUGUCAUACCUAACUGUAGUUAGUGCUUCCGGUCGACAUUGCAGUCACACCACACAGUUAUAAACAACAGCUAGUUCUAAUUAGCCUAUGUAAAUUUUUUGUUUGUUGUUUUUGGUUUCGCCCUUUUUUCACGCUUGGUUUUUAUUUUGCAUAUUUAUGCUCAUCUCACACUUGUGAAAAGAAGUGUCACAUUCUGAUUGGUUGUUUGUUUGUAAACUUAAGACUAACUUAAGAACCCUGCUUGGGUAUAACUAUAGUUAGUCUGUAUCGUUUUGGAUCACCAAGGCGUAAAUUUUCUAACUAUAGUUAGAGCGAACAGAGAAGCGGUCACAUUACUGAAAUAGCUAACUACAGUUAUCUCCAUCUUAACUAUAGUUAGUAGCCCAGAUGUGACCGCAGCCAGUGUCCUCAUUUAUAGGGGUUUGACAGUUUUGAAAAUGAUAAUGUUACAUUUUGUUUAAAACUGCUUUAUCCAAAGACAUCAGUAAUGGAUAAAACUAGUCUUUUCCUCACAUUAAUAAUAUUGCACAUGCUAUAGCACAGCCGACGCUAAACUCAUGGCUACCCAGGCUGGGCUGUGACUCAAAAACAGUUAGCUUAUAAGGAAAUAUGACAAGGAUAGCGUGGGAAGGGAUCUUUAACGCAAAGUUUUGUGAGGGGAUGGCUCUGUCUUGUGGUUCAAAUAAGAUUACCCUUUUAUAAGAACAUACAAUAGGAAUAUACCACUUUUGACCAAAAUGAUUCCCCUUAUAGUAACAGCUUGUAAAAACUUAAUAGCUACUUUAUUCUCUUUCCUGAGUUAAUUAACCUUGUGAAAUACAUGUACUCAGAUCAAUUCUAUGCAUCUUUUGGAAAGUUACAUAUAUAUGCACUUUGUCCAACCCUUUUAAAUUUAAAGAGUCAUUUUCUGUAACCUUUUCUAUUCCCACCUCUCAUUAAGUCCCUAUGAUUUUACACCCCUCUAGCCCUUUUAAGAAUAAGGUACAGGUACCCCUGUUAUGACGAGCAUCCCUGUAUAGUCUGUUAUUGGGUAACCUGCGAUCAGGCGAUUUUAGUUAUUGGGAGUACAGUCAACUCUUUCUAAGACGGACACCUUUGGGACCGGUACUAAGUGUCCAUUGUAGAGAGAUGUCAGUCAAAUAAAAGGAGUAAAGAAAGGCAGGGACCAACUCUAGGUGUCCAUUUUACAGAGGUGUCCAUCUUAUAGAGGUGUCCGUUAAGAGAGAGUCGACUGUAUGCCCUAGCUCCUCCCUCCACUGGUAAGAUGUUCUAUUAUAGGAGUAAGCGCUCCUCCCUCUGGGUAAGAUGUAAACACUUCUUUUGAUUAGGAUGAAAAGCUGCUUCCAGCUGAUUGACCAUUAAAUAAAAACCAAGUCCUUCUUAACUCAAAUGUUAGGAUCUAAACAUGUCAUAUAAUAGAAAAUAAUACUAUUUUAUUUUAUUUUCAGGCGGAGUUUGUGCAUGCAAAGGUUUCACCUCCUCUUUCUUUGAAUGCUACAAAUUGUAAACAUGCCAGAGAAUAUGUCAAAGAACUUAAUGCUACAAGAGAAAAGGAAAUACUGAAACGUAAAGCACUAGAUAAAGUAAAAACAAAAGAACCAAGAAACAAAGGAAAAAUCAUAUCCUUACAUAAUGCAAUUAAUCUAAAAGCAAAGAAACUAAUGUUACCUAACUUAAUGUUUUUUUUUCUUCUUUUUUUUUUUUCGUAUAGAACAAGCAGAAUAAAUUUAAAAUUUAAUUUUUAGCUUCAGUCAUUAUAGAUCCUAUUCCAUUUUCUUGACUAUUUAGAAGGCAGGUAUCUUUAGGGAAAAGAUACCUGCCUACCUGGGUCUCAUAUAUAGGCUGAAAUUUAAUCCUACCCCAUCGCUGCAUCCCACAUCCCUUCUUCAUCAGGGCAUCCAUUCCACAAUAAAUUCAUUCAAAUUGUAGUUAAUCUUGAGCUGCAUUGUUUUAUCCUUAACUGUUUUCAGUCCCAGGUGGGUAAAAAAAUUCAGUGAUCAACUUUUGCUGUGUCUCACUACAAUGACAUACAGAGAAGAUGAAGUGUGGCCUUGGUUGAGGAUAUGGAGGCACCAGUAAAUAUUUUUAUAGUGAUAUUGCAAGGGUUUUCAUGAGAUUUAACAGGCACACACAAAAUAUUAUUAGUCAGUACAAUUUGUUUCUGUAGAAACCAUGUGGUAAACACCACAUCCAUGAAAAAGGACCUCAUAAAUUAUUAUUAUAAAGCUUUUACCUAAAGACCUACCCCGGAUUCCAGAGACGGUUUCCCGUUUCGGUCAAGUCUUAAAAAGUGACCUGCUUCACCACAAGACGUGUCAGCCUGUAGCCGACCAAGCUCCUCGUCCCACGUGAGAAAAAACCUCUGGUACCCAGGGUACUAAAGACCUCAUUAUGGGUCAAAAUUUUAAAAGAAAAUACCCUUUACCCAGAACCCAUGGGUUAUAAUUUAACCCUGGGAUAAUGUUGAUUUGCUUUUGUGAAACUGAGCUCUGUUUUCCAAAAGUUUGACUAUUAUUUUUGUGACUGCUUUAGGAGUAGUUAAUGUAAAUUAGGCUAUGAUUUAAUCGUUUUUCUUACAUUUUGGUGCUUGUGUAAAUAGUAGAAUAAUUCUACUAUUAAUGUUUAACCCUUUUAAGCUUGAGCAGGACCUUCAGAAACUAACAGUUGAUGCAAACCGAGCAAGACAGACUCUUGAGGAACAGAUGAUAGAAUUUGAAAGAAAAAAGAUGGAAGACAUUAAGGUAAAUUUUGAUAAGAGAGAAAAGAAUUUGUAAUCCUUGCAUGAAAGAGAGUCGGUUUGAAGGGAGUAGACUGUAAAAUAUGCAAUACGGGGACACUUUCCAAAAGUCAGAAAUGUUCACUUUGAAACAAACCGCCUACCUACCCCUCCCCUAAGCCAACAUCAACACUUACUUCUCACUCAGGGCAAAAUGUUGGCUUAGGGGAGGGGUAGGUGGGGAGUUUCCCAGAAACAUGUAAUGAUCCAAAAAAACCUAUCAACCCCUUGCAUUUAGGAAUUGACUGAUUUGACUGGACAGUUUUGAUUAAAAGUGAGAUUCUUGUUACAACGGGAAUGGCCUGGUCAGCAAGUCCUGACAAAUGGAACUGAGUUUGUUGGUGAUGCUUCCAGCUAAUCCAGCUUAACUUCAGGGGCGGAUCUAGGGGGAGGGUGCAGGGGGUGUGCACCCCCCCCUCCCUGAGAUGACCUGCGGUUUUCUAAUACAACUGGUAUUCUGCAAAAAAAAACUAUGUGGUUUAUUGGUGUUGAAGUAGAGCAAGAGACGAGUGCACCCCCUCCUAAAAAAAAUCCUGGAUCCGCCCCUGAACUUGACAUCAUUCGAGCUUGUUCACAAGAAGAUGAGGCGCCUGCAACAAAGAACAAUGUUAUCUUUAUUUGAAAACAAAAAGAAAAUUUAAAACUUUGAGUGUUACCCUAGGAUUUCAAGUAGCUGGAAAGCACAAAAAUUCAGUUUUACAUGUAUUUUCUUCAGGCUUUGGAGGAAUAUUCUCGGUUUCCGCGAUUUGACCCAAAUACAGUACGGGAUUUCUGAAAACGCAAAAUCUCUUGACGGGAUACGGAAUUUGACUGCUACCCGGGAAGCGGGAUUCGCCAAAAUUUUGGCACGGGAUGCGGUUUUUGGAAAGAAAACGGUAUUCGGCAGGCGGUAUUCGGGACAGAGAUGUCAGAAGUUCGGGAUGCGGGAUUGUCGUGAAAAAGGAGCGGGAAUGCGGGAUCAGGACCCCCCCCCCCCCCCCCCCCCCCCCCCCCUUUUUUUUCCCGUUGUUUGUUUGUUUUUUUUUUUGUGGUGUGUUUUUUUUUUAAAAAAAAAAAAGGAAGUUUUUUUUUUUUUAAAAAAAAAAAAAUACUUUUUUUUUUUUUUUUCCGCGGGUGUUUGAUGUUUUUUUUUUGUGCGGACGUUUUUUUUUUUUCAAGAACAACAAAAUUUCAUAACAUGUCNGUUACUACGGUAUGGUCUUUUUAUGCAAUAAAAAGCAGGAGAUUUCUCUUAGAUUAAGAAACUAAUGAUACCUCUUUCAUUGUUCUCGCAGACGGUAUUCAGUAAUUUCUUUCAUGGCCAGAUGUAUUUUCAUGCAAAGGCACUAGAACUUUAUACAACUGCUAUUCAAAAUCUCGUUUCCAUGGACGAAGAGCAAGAUAUUGAGGUUACAUAGUUGUUGUUGUUUUUGUUGUUGUUGUUUUUUCUACCUUAAAUUUCAUAUUUGUUAUUUGUUAUUUGUUAUUUACUUUAAAGAACAAGUAUGUGCUGAAAGCGCGGGAAAGCAUGCAAGCCGCUGCAUAGCGCGGGAAAACUUGCAAGCAAAACUUGCAAACUCUGUUAUGCGCAGCAUAAGAAAGCAUGCAAGCCGCUGCGUAACAAGGGGAAAACUUAUGAGCUCUGUUAUGCACAGGAAAACUUGCAAGCUCCAGACUCCUACCUAGUUGCUUCUCUGCAUGGGCUGUGACUGCGCGCGUCAAAUUGCCUUUCCAUAUUUCUUUGCGAGAAUAAAUCUAAGUGAGUCUGUUGCAAGCUCUGUUAUGCGCAGGAAAGCAUGGAAGCCGCUGCAUAGCGCGGGAAAAACUUGUAAGCUCUGUUAUGCGCGGGAAAAUCAAGCGGUGUCGCGAAGCAUGGGAAAAGGCGUUGUAUUCAUCUUCACUGCUGUUUCUUUUUUUUUAUUUUAACGAGAAAAAUCAAACUUAAGAACGUUAGUCGACGUUUCGAUGUUGUUAAAAGAGUUCAAGUCUGAAUAAAUUAGAUCGUGUGUUCGCUGAUGCGCUGAAGUAGUUGUCGGUUGGUUGUGAAAAUUAAACCGACAUGAUUAACAUAACACAGGGAGUUUGGAGAUAAAUGAAGGCAAAGACCUACUAUAUUUACUGCACUUUUUUUUAUUGGAGAAUGUUUUAACUCUUGAUAGGCAUUUCAGAACGACCUUCAUUCCGCUCAUCACCCUACACGACUUGAUGUAGUAAGGGAUGGUUCUCAGACCUCGCUCAAUCGAUUUAGCUCCCAAGGAUCCUUGGGAUCGCAGAUGUCACUGAGCAAGACUGGGAGGAGUGAUAGAGGAGCCGACGGAGACGAUGAUGAUACUAGCGACUUCGAAUAA